AUGCAGCACGCCCGAUGGUCAAACAGCAGGCAGGCUACGUCGCCUUUGGGCGAAAAUGAUAAUCUAACAACAUAUCUACGAUCAUCUCCCGAGACACGCACGCCAAUGGGUAGACUACAGGGAAAAGCUUCAACUCUCACGAUUGGCAAUAUGUCUUUGAACACCCCAGGGAGCACUCUUACCGUGGGGAAAAAUAAAGUAACAACAUCUGGAGGGCUACGUUCUACUCAUAUAUUUCGUAGCUUUACCGAUCCAGUUGCCCAUAAUAUCAAAAGCUCAGCAUCGAAGCAUAUUCACUCGGGCAGAAACAGUGUGACCCCUCUGAAGGAAGACUCCACCUCGGACGAGCCCAUGCAACUUACCGUAUGGUUUCACGAACCCCGUUCAUAUACAGAAGAUGUGGUCAUUGACGGCUCGGCAGUUCCUGGGAUCAAACAAGGCGGCAUAUAUAGCCUUGAGCCAGUGACUAAGGACGGAAAUCUACAAAAGGAGGAUCAAAAGCGGUUUAUUUUUGCGGUAUCGAAACAUAAUUUCAUUGGAGAGUCAAGCAGUAAGAAUAAGUCAAACCUCCAAAUAUCCCUUCAAUCGAAUCCACUACAAAAGCUACUAGACAUUCCACCUAGAUCGCAAGUCCUAGUACAAAGGGUAAAAGACACCUCAGAAGUUGAGCUAGAUACGGUUGAAAUAUAUUUAAAAGAUGUCAAUUUUCCAAGAGACUCUCAAUGGGGAUUGGCUUCCUCCUUUGUUGGUACUUGUUGCUACAUUGAUCAACGAGUGCUUUAUUUGGGCAAUAAAAUUGGCCAAGUUCGACUGACAUUUAAAGAUGGGAGAAAGCUAUUCAGUGGUUAUGUGAGCGAGAAAACAAAUAUAAUCUUCCGGUCAGAGAGUGCAAAGCUCAUAUUUCUUGUUCAGAUGUCGAGGGAGAUGUGGCACUUUGAGGAGAAUGGCGAAAUCAUGUUUCAUAAACUUGUCAAUACGUUAUUUCCCAAGAUCUUCAAGAAUUGGCUCAACGCGAGCUCCCAUCAUGCCAUCACAAUUGUGCUCUUCACCAGCAUUGACCUAACACAUAUUCCAUGGAUUUCAUUGGGAGCAGGCGAAUGCCCGACAAAAACGCAAGACUACUACCGUGUCGUUGUUGACCAAGUCAGUGUUUUUAGCUGGGACAAAAUUAUGGCGAGUUUAAGACUUGAGUUUGCCAAUUUUAAGCGUGAUGUACUAAUGCAUCUCGUGGAUGGGCAAUACAGAAUAUCUGGAGAGCCCUGCCCUUCUGUGAAAGGUAACUUUUUAGAAGCAGUCAACCUCACCAUCAGUCUUGUUUGCGACAGGUUCAGAAACACAGACCUCAGACAUACUGUCAAUCAUAUCAUAGUUAUCACUCCGGGAACUGGCCUCUACGAUGUCGAUUACGACCUCAUGUUGAAGACCUCGAAGAAGAUGUUUAGUCUUGACUGCGCUUUGGAUAUCGUCUCACUCAGUCAGCCGCCCCUUCAUACGGUUCCUCUUUUGAGGUAUAGAGACGACGACGGCCACGUUGGUCAUUGUGUUCCUAAAUGGUGUGAUAUUUCCUUCUACACUGAUACUGAUGAAUGGGCAUCUCAAUGGAUACCAAGGUGUAAAAUAUACGAGUUGCAAAUGAUGGGGGUCAUGGAAAAUGAGGUCAACGAAGUACGUAUAGAUCGCUUGCAGUUAAGCAAAAAGGUCCCCAUUGUUGAAGCAAUGGAUAGGUAUGACGAGGAUUUAUUCAGACCCAUUGAGUUUUCUCAGGGCAACUCCUCGAAGCUGGAGCAUAUCGAAAAGAAGGUCUCACCAAAGCAUAGUACUGCAACCCUUGUUUUGAUGGGAAAAGCAUCUUUGGCAUCUCUAAGUACGCCAAGGUUAAAACCAGACCAAUCUAGCUCAAAUGUUUGCACCACGACGGCAGCUGUGCAGGGAACUGUUCUGAAUCUGUCAGCGAAUGUUUCUGCGCUUUCAUCCUUAUACACCUUGAACCGCUCUAACGAUGAUCCUAAGAAGAAGAACAUCUUUGCCUCAAGAGACAUGCGGUCUAUGAGCCAAAUAAAGGACACUCAUUCUAAGUCAGGAUCAAUGCCUUCACGAGAUUUUGUUGUGAGGCCAACAAUACUCAAAUCACGAGAAUCCAAGAAAACUGACAGACGUGGAAAAGCGAAGGAGGCGUCUAAAAUUCUCAAGAAUAAGGGAAAGAAUGUGACCUCUACCCAACAAAAGGAACGAGACGAAAGACUGAGAAAUAAUCCAUAUUGGAUGAAGAUCGACAAUCCCUCCAGGGAGAUGGCAUCCGAUAGUAUACGGUGCAGCAGAUGGGCAGAUGUCUUCCCUCCGCGUAUCAAACGAAAGCUUGUCAAGUGGAGAUCACUCAAGGCUCCAGCUGCAUUGCCUAUUGCAACAUCACUCUUUCCUUCACCCAAGGAGCUCGAGACUGAAUACACAUUUCAGAUUUAUGUUGUCUCAUUGAGCUAUGACAAUAAAUUGGAGUUGAAAAGCACAAAGGAGCUCAUGCGAGAAAUGAUAAGACUCAGAUUGGCAAUUGGCUUUCAGAUUUGCAAGGGAGAAAGGGUUCGCAACGCUGAACUCGAGAGGAAACCAAGUGGUAGCCCAGAAGCCUUGAUACACUACAUGCCGCAAGGUGAUUGCACAGGUGCAAGAAUAUAUUUAUCACUAAAUGACGAGAUUCAUCGAAUUUUUUGUGAUUACAAUGGCACCUUGAAUGUGCAAUUAUACAGAAGAACAAGGGCUCAUGCGAAGCACAGUUCCUUUGGGAGAAAGAGAAGAGACGAGGCACAAAGACCAUUUAUCCGAACUCGUUACGCAGAUGAGUACACGACUUCGUUGAUUACUUCUCAGGAUACCGAACCGUUCAUGUAUAACUGGAAUCAAUUUGAUCAGCUAUUGGCGGGCUAUGAUGACACAAUCAGUGAGACUAGAGAAUUUCACAAGAUGAAAUUUGUCGUUAUGCCCGCAGACAUGCUGCAGAGCGCAUAUCAUGUAAAUAACGAUAGCCUUUCAGAUGAGGAGAUCAGAGUUGAGGGAUUACGAAAGUUAAUUUCGCUUAUUGAGCGUGGAAGAUACUCACAACUGGCCGAAAAGCCAACAAAAAAGAAGGAGGAAAUUUUGCCCGAAAUAAGUUUCUACACUGGUAACCUCUAUGACUUUCUUAACGAACAAGCAGAAGUAUUCUUGUCAAGUGGAACCCAGCCGCAGAACUCAUUGAUGGUAUCGGAUUCCAAGUUCAACACAAACAUAAAGCUACAGGUUCUUGCGGAGAGACUUCAGGCACCAGGAGGUCUCAACUUGGUGGACCGUACUUGGCACUUCAAGGUCCAUCCUUCGUGCUUCUUGGGUCAAGAACUUGUGUCUUGGUUGAUAGAAUACUUUGAGGAUAUCGACAACCGAGAUGAAGCAACUUCUUAUGGUCAGACUUUGAUGAAUGAGGGUCUCUUCACGCAUGUUGAUAACCGCCACGGAUUCCUAGAUGGUCAUUAUUUCUACGAGUUUACCGAAAGUUACACGAGGCACUCAAAUAACGUCAAACAGCCUUCAGGAGGAUGGUUUAGGAAGAAGACCACCAAUUCAUCUGAUAAGUCAGUGAAUACAAGCACAAUCAGCCCUAAGCUAACCGUACAGGUAUCGAACAAUCCGAGCCAUACUCGCGAUAAUUCAGAUACUCUUUCAGUAUCGGCAAUUGACAGUAAUACUUCAAAGAAGAUGGUGUCUUCGUCUCUCACAAAGAAUGACAGCGAAAGUUCUUCGUUAGCUGAAUCACAAAACGCUAAGAGGCUCAAAAAGUUUAUGAUCAGCAAGCAUGUACGCUACGACUGUGAUCCAUUGAGGAAAUCUUUCCGUCCUGAACUUUUGGACGUCCAUUACGACAGAGUGCAUAACCCGGAGCACUGUUAUCAUAUUAGGCUCCAGUGGUUGAAUACUACGAACAAAUUCAUUGACGAGACUAUCGUAAGUUGGUCUAGGCUUUGCGAGCGAUAUGGUUUGAAAUUAGUGGAAACCCCAUGGAGAGAGUUGUGCACGAUUCCUAAGUUAAACCCAUUUCAUUCCUUUGUCGAUCUCAAACUCGUCGUGAACCCAAUGUUAGACCCGGAGUUUAAUGAGACUACAGAAUUUAAAGAAAACAAGUUUUAUUACCACUUGUUCUUGCUCAAAAGGACCGGAUUUUUGCUUGACAAUAGAGGAUCUAACUUCUUCCUGAGAGAUAAUAUUGAGAUUCAGUACAGUUGGGGGCUACCAGCAUUUAAGUACGCCCAGUUCAUCCACAGAACAGGGGCAUACAUUGUUGAGUUGCGUGACAAUGGUGACUUCUUCAUGGCACCGAAUAAUGUUCAUAUCCUUAGGGUGAAUACGUUGAUCACUUCAAUUCCUGAGCAAAGUAGCACUUUGAAGAAUUACGCUUUUGACUCACAGAAAGUGAUGAUGGACUUCCGAGAGCUGUGCAAGGAUGAAGUAUACUUGCGCAGUCUUUUCAGAGAGGCGAUGAAAGGAUCUCGUGAAAAUUACGAUUACAUGAUAGCAUAG
Candidozyma auris is the source of this 4542-nucleotide messenger RNA. It is a transcript of the gene IML1, whose product is annotated as GTPase-activating protein IML1. The record is from RefSeq and is a predicted model, not a curated record. The transcript has a single exon. Bases 1 to 4542 code for a protein of 1513 amino acids. Gene Ontology annotation, cellular component: GATOR1 complex. Gene Ontology annotation, molecular function: GTPase activator activity. Lineage: Eukaryota; Fungi; Ascomycota; Pichiomycetes; Serinales; Metschnikowiaceae. Gene Ontology annotation, biological process: positive regulation of autophagy; negative regulation of TORC1 signaling; intracellular signal transduction.